Molecule: messenger RNA, 1521 nt
Organism: Lathyrus oleraceus (garden pea)
Lineage: Eukaryota; Viridiplantae; Streptophyta; Magnoliopsida; Fabales; Fabaceae
Product: cytochrome P450 71D8
Exons: 2
Coding region: 4-1521 (505 amino acids)
Molecular function (GO): oxidoreductase activity, acting on paired donors, with incorporation or reduction of molecular oxygen; monooxygenase activity; heme binding
Source: RefSeq, a predicted model, not a curated record
GCCAUGGAAUUUCAACUUUCCUUUGUUCUCAUUCCUUUCUUUGUUUUCUUACUUUUUCAUUGGCUUACAAAAUAUUACAAUCCAAAAACCUUUGCUUACAAAUUACCACCUGGUCCAAGAAAACUACCUCUCAUUGGUAAUUUGCACCAACUAAUAUUUGCAGGAAAACUUCCACAUCAUGGUUUACAAAAACUUUCUCACAAACAUGGACCUUUAAUGCUCCUAAAACUAGGUGAAAUUAAUACAGUUGUUGUUUCAUCCUCAAACUUAGCCAAAGAAGUAAUGAAAACACAUGAUGUUGUUUUUGCCGAUAGGCCAAAACUUCUUUCACCUCAAAUUUUAGCAUAUGGUUUUAAAGAUAUUGUUUUUUCUCCAUAUGGUGAUUAUUGGAGACAAAUGAGAAAAAUAUGUGUGUUAGAACUUCUAAGUGCUAAAAGGGUUCAAUCUUUCUCUUACAUUAGAGAAGAUGAGGCGAAAAAGUUCAUACAAUCAAUUAAGUUAUGUGCUGGAUCACCAAUUAAUCUCACUAGUAGAGUUUUUUCGGUGAUAAAUUCUAUUAUUUCUAGAGCGGCGUUCGGUGAUAAAUCCGAACAUCAAGAUGAGUUUGUGAUUCUUAUUCGAAAAGCAAUCGCGAUUUCGGGUGGACUCGAGCUUGAUGAUUUGUUUCCUUCAAUGAAAAUUCUUCAUAUGCUAACCGGGAUGAGAGCAAAGUUUGAGAAAAUUCAUAAAAGUGUAGACCAAAUCCUAGAUAAUGUUGUAAGAAAUCAUCAAGAAAAAAUAUCAAAAGGUAAAGAAGAUAUCAAGAAUGAAGCUGAGAGGGAAGAUCUUGUUGAUGUUCUUUUGAGAGUCCAACAAAGUGGAAGCCUUGAUGUCCAAUUAACAAUCAACAACAUCAAAGCUGUGAUUUGGGAUAUAUUUGUUGCUGGAACUGAUACAUCAUCAACAACAAUAGAAUGGGCUAUGUCAGAAAUGAUGAAAAAUCCAAGAGUUAGAGAAAAGGCACAAGCUGAAAUAAGAGAAACAUUCAAAGGAAAACAACAAAUAUCUCAAACUGAUCUUGAAGAACUCACAUACUUAAAGUUAGUGAUAAAAGAAACCCUAAGGUUACACCCACCUUCUCCUCUAUUGGUUCCAAGAGAAUGCAAUGAACAAACCAUCAUUGACGGAUACGAUAUACCGAAAAACACAACAGUUUUGAUAAAUGCAUGGGCAAUAGGAAGAGAUCCAAAGUUUUGGAGUGAUGCUGAGAGGUUUAUUCCAGAGAGAUUUGAUGGUAGUUUUGUUGAUUUCAAAGGUAUGAAUUUUGAGUAUAUUCCUUUUGGAGCUGGAAGAAGAAUGUGUCCUGGUAUGACAUUUGGUUUAGCAAGUUUAACACUUCCUUUGGCUUUAUUACUUUAUCAUUUCAAUUGGGAGCUUCCAAAUCAGAUGAAGCCUGAAGAUUUGGAUAUGGUUGAAGAGUUUGGAAUGACUGUUGGAAGGAAAAAUGGGUUGUGUUUGAUUCCAACUCUUUAUGAUGUCUAA